GUUACCAGUGGUUUGCAUCUUAUUGUAACCCCCACUCCAUUUACAUCCAAUGUACGAAUGAGCUUUUACUUCUCAGAGAAGCAAAAUAGUCCAUUUUGAAGACAAAGAUCUGCAACAUAUGUUCAUGGUUGGCCCCAAAAAGUAUUUUGAAGUUCAGUGACCUGAUAGCAAGCAGGAAAUACUUUUCAUGGACUCAGAGACGCAUGUGAAAGCAGAACGACCCUAAAACAAGCAGCAACUGGACCAAACCAUCUUAUGGAUUUCUUCCAAAAUUCUUCUCCAUGGCAAGCACCCCCCCAAAAAUGUUCGUGGACAUGAUUCAUUCAUUCAUCAAAGUUCAGAAAGAAACCUGGACAUUUUCAAUUCUGCAUAUUAUGCAUAUCUGAAAUAUGAAUUGCUCUGACUUCAUCAUGAUAACUCAGCUGUACUUACAGACCACUUUCAAACUGCCAUCGCUGCAACAAAGUGUUGUACAUGGAGUAACUAACAUAUAUACAACAAUAAAGCAAAAAAUCAGUAACAAAGAGGGUAGAAAGCACCAAACAGCAAAACUAAAAUCAGGUCUGAGUCAUGCUGAGCCAAAUGCCAAAAAACACAAGUGAGUUUUGAGGCGGGUUUUAAAGAUGGGCAGUGAGGGGGCUUGCCGAAUGUUCAGUCAGAGGUCAUUCCAAAGAGAGGGACCAGUAACGCAAAAGGCUUGAUCCCCUCUGAGCCACCGUUUAGUUCUCGGUAUUUCUAAUAAUGCCUGGUCCGCAGACCUGACACCGACAAUAUAAGCAUUGGGACUUCAUUUUUGUUGGGAAACCGACUGGGAUAACUAAAACGCCCAAAUUGGAUCGUUGGAUCACUCAGAGGUCAUUGGUUAGUAUUACGAUCAGAUGUGGGGAAUUUUCAAAAGCCUGAAUUAAAGUAAAUGAAAGUACUGAUUAAUAGACCUCAGGACAAGGGUCAUUCCUGAUCAUUUUGAGUGAUACAAAGGGUGACAUAUCUGAUGUCAUCAUGAAGUCACCAUCAUGAAUCCCGCUCGCCGCAUUCUUUCCGCGCCCUCGGUGCUCUGACCCGAUAAUCCUUUUGGCUAAUUAAUAGUGGAUAUGUUUCUGCACCGCGACAGUGCAGUAUGAAUGGUUAAGAACAGCCUCUUGAGCACAAGGCUUCAUGAGCAAGGGAGCUGCAUGCGUUUUUUUUUUUGGCUGCCAUUUUUUGUUUCCUCUCACACGUGCAAGUCUGACACUGACCGCUCUGCGUAAGUUCCUUUUUUUUUUUUUUUUUUAAACCAUGUGCCAUCUAUUUAACAUCCUUCUGGCUGUCCUGAGCCGCGUCCUGUUUUUUAUCCAUGGCAUCGUGACAGUGUGGCGGGUGGUGGCAGUAAAAGGACCAGUGUAUUGGGUUCUCCUAGUAGGAGUGUCUCUACUCGCAGUUGAGAUUGCCAUCACCCUGAAGUUCACCAAAAACGCAGAAUGGAAAUGGUUCUCCCCGAUGGUUUUUCUCUACCUUUGCACUGUCGUUCCGUCCAUUUGGGUCUUGGAGCUGAGCCUGUUGAAAGGGCAUAGACACGCCAAUACAACACAUGCCGACAAAAUUUUGGGAAGGAUGCAGUUAUCAGCGAAAAUGAUGUAUCUCGAACCAGACGAAUGGGUGACUGGUCUGGAGCAGACCAUGCUCAUUGUGUUGGUGAUUGGCCGCUGGCUCAUGCCAAUGGGGCACAUGUCUCGAGAACAGCUCUCCCAGCUCCUCAUGGUCUACGUGGGACUGGGCGCCGACAUCCUGGACAUCUUUGAUACCUUCAGGUUAGAGGAGAUCAUGACCAGGAAAAAGUUGGUCAUCAUUGGUUUAUUUCUCUUCACGUGGGCGCUGAUGCAGUUCCCUCUGGUGCUCACUCAUAAGAGUGGGCAGGAACGGAGGACCGCGGGGCGCUUUGUCGGUGGCCGUAUUAACAACAUUACCAAUAAUAUGAAGACGUGCUGCCCGAGUGAAGUGUGGAUCUUGCUUCUAACGGUGGGACUCCAAGAUGGCCCCUUCAUGUGCUACCGCGUCUAUCUCAUGCUGCACGAAAAGGUGCUCAACCAGCUGAUGAUCUUCUUCACCUGCAAGAACAUUCUCGUCGUUCUCAUCGAGUUCUAUCGGAUAUUUGUGGUGAAAUGGGAGCAUCAGAAGAACAGGAAGUUUGGAGAUUUAGCCAGCAGGGUGACAUUAUGUGACAUGUGCUGUCGGAAGCAGCAGGCGGACCUGCAGGUCGCCGACAUUGAAUUGACAACUUCAGGACAGGAUUGCGAGACGCAACGCAUGGUCACACAGAGGGAGGAGUGAGAUCAGAUCGGGGACCCACUACUCUUACUUUUAAACACUUGAUUGAGAUACUUUUAUUGCACUUUUGAAAUGAGAAAAAGAUUUACCAAACAGACCCAUCUUUUGAAAAACAACUUUAUUAUUAGAAAAAAAACCUACACAAACGUUUUUUGAGCCUUAAUGAACAUUAGUGUGUUUGUAUUUUGUACUUUGUAAAAGAAAAAAAUGAAAAAAAGACAACAAAAGCUCAUUAUUACAUGUAUAAACAGUUUGAAUAAAUGUACGUUUUUCAUGUUAUGAAGUUGAAAAUGAAUACUAGUGAUUGAGAUUUUAUCUUUGUACUAUUCUUAUUUACGCUUGCAUGCUAGUUCGGUCAAAACAUGCAAACAAGAGUUUACAGAUUUUUGCCCACAUGUACAUAAAGAAUGAGAAUGUUAAAAGAUUUAAGAAAUAAACGUAAUAAAUGAAACAUGCUUUUUUUGGGGGUGUUAUUUGGUCAGAAGUCACUGAUGGUGUCAUGGUACACUCGCCUGACU
Molecule: messenger RNA, 2822 nt
Organism: Hippocampus zosterae (dwarf seahorse)
Lineage: Eukaryota; Metazoa; Chordata; Actinopteri; Syngnathiformes; Syngnathidae
Product: transmembrane protein 26
Exons: 4
Coding region: 1276-2307 (343 amino acids)
Source: RefSeq, a predicted model, not a curated record